CACAGACCGGCGGGCAUGGGCCGCGCGGCCGCCCGCAAGCGGGGACGCUGCAGACAGCGCGGCGGGUCCCCGAGAGGCCGGCGACGCCGUGAACCUGGACGCCAAAGUCCUAGGAAACGCCCGAGCCCUCGGCGGAGGAAAGCGCGCGCACGCCGCCGCAGGAGGGCGCGCCCUCGCCGGAUAGUGCCCAUUCCCGAACCUUUCAACCCGGGGCCUUUGCUGCAGGAGCCUCCCCAGUACUGCAACAGCUCCGAGUUCCUGGGCUUGUGUGCAUCCCGCGAUGAUUGGCGCUGUGCGCGCUCCAUGCACGAAUUCUCAGCCAAGGACAUCGACGGGCACAUGGUCUGCCUGGAUAAGUACAGGGGUUUCGUGUGCAUCGUCACCAACGUGGCCUCGCAAUGAGGCAAAACCGACGUAAACUACACUCAGCUAGUCGAUCUGCAUGCCCGAUAUGCUGAGUGUGGUUUACGAAUCCUGGCCUUCCCCUGCAACCAGUUCGGGAGGCAGGAGCCAGGAAGUAAUCAAGAAAUCAAGGAGUUUGCAGCCGGCUACAAUGUCAAGUUUGACAUGUACAGCAAGAUCUGUGUAAAUGGGGACGAUGCCCACCCACUGUGGAAAUGGAUGAAAGUCCAGCCCAAGGGCAGGGGCAUGCUGGGAAAUGCCAUCAAAUGGAACUUUACAAAGUUUCUCAUUGAUAAGAACGGCUGCGUGGUGAAGCGCUACGGUCCCAUGGAGGAGCCCCAGGUGAUAGAGAAGGACCUGCCGUGCUACCUCUAGCCCACAAGUGUGUGCCCCCACACCGAGUCCCCCUGCCCUGUGAUCCCUGGAGCCUUCCACCCCGGCACUCAUGACGGUCUGCCUGAAAACCAGCCCGCUGGUGGGGCAGUCCUGAGGACCUGGCGUGCAUCCCCGCCGGAGGAAGGUCCAGAGGCCUGUGGCCCUGGGCUCGAGCUUCACCUUGGCUGCCUUGUGGGAAUAAAAUGUAGAAAUGUGCUGUA
Mus pahari (shrew mouse) is the source of this 998-nucleotide messenger RNA. RefSeq names its product glutathione peroxidase 4 (gene Gpx4). The record is from RefSeq and is a predicted model, not a curated record. Gene Ontology annotation, molecular function: glutathione peroxidase activity. Gene Ontology annotation, biological process: response to oxidative stress. The transcript has 7 exons. NCBI's taxonomy places the organism in Eukaryota, Metazoa, Chordata, Mammalia, Rodentia, Muridae.